Messenger RNA from Micropterus dolomieu (smallmouth bass), 1145 nucleotides. RefSeq names its product ORMDL sphingolipid biosynthesis regulator 2 (gene ormdl2). Gene Ontology annotation, cellular component: endoplasmic reticulum membrane. The transcript has 4 exons. Gene Ontology annotation, biological process: intracellular sphingolipid homeostasis; negative regulation of ceramide biosynthetic process; ceramide metabolic process. Lineage: Eukaryota; Metazoa; Chordata; Actinopteri; Centrarchiformes; Centrarchidae. The record is from RefSeq and is a predicted model, not a curated record. Bases 134 to 595 code for a protein of 153 amino acids.
GGACAGGAGGACACAGGCUGGAGUUUUGACAGAUGUCCGCCGCAGUAGAGGAAGCAGCCCAAACCUAAAGAGGGCGGGGUUAAAGGGAAAAAAAAACAAGGAAUUUCCUGGUGAGCUACGACAACACAGGAAGAUGAAUGUGGGCGUAGCUCACAGUGAGGUGAACCCCAACACGAGGGUGAUGAACAGCAGAGGAAUAUGGCUCACCUAUCUGCUGCUGACCGUCGUGUUGCACAUCGUCUUGCUCAGCAUUCCUUUCUUCACUGUGCCACUCGUCUGGACUCUUACCAACGUCAUCCACAACCUGGUGAUGUACCUGUUUCUACACACAGUGAAGGGCACUCCCUUUGAGACACCAGACCAAGGCAAAGCUCGUCUGCUCACACACUGGGAACAGAUGGACUAUGGUGUCCAGUUCACAUCUUCACGCAAAUUCCUCACUAUCUCACCAAUUGUUCUGUAUAUUCUUGCCAGUUUCUACACAAAAUAUGAUCCCACACAUUUCCUAAUCAACACAAGCUCCCUCCUUAGUGUCCUCCUCCCAAAGUUGCCUCAGUUUCAUGGAGUACGGAUAUUUGGGAUCAACAAAUACUGACAGAAGUGACUAAACACUGGACUUCUAGUUUUUCUGUUUCUGCUGAACUAUUUUAUGUUUAGAGGUUAAGGAGAAGAGAACCAGCUGGAUGUGUCUUAAAUGUACAGACUGUGUAGCGUAAUAUAUGAGUUGCAGUUUGUGCUGUCUGUGGGGGAAAACAUGCACUGCUGCGCGCAUAACUUUUUUCCCUUUACUGACAUUCCCAACUGCACUGCUUUCAAAUGUAAUGUUUGUUCAUUAUUUUUAAAACUUCACCCUCAGACCAAAUUGCACUGCCUGCAUUCCUGUAAAACUGUCUGGUUGUUGCCAUAAAUGUGAAUGAAUUCAUCACAAAUUCAUUGUGGUUCACGUUCUGACAACACUUUUUACAUUUUCUUUCAUGCUUUUUUACCUCGAUUCAACAUGAAGGAUUUACAUGCAGCAUACAUGUACACGCCCGUAAUAAACACAGAAGUCUUUUUUUUGCUAUGAUACACAUAAUCAUGUAAUUUAACAUUUCAAAAAUUUUCCCGCUUAUAAAAUGAGCAGUGAGAGCUACAUGGUGUGCACA